This is a messenger RNA of Odobenus rosmarus divergens (Pacific walrus), 750 nucleotides long. RefSeq names its product membrane-spanning 4-domains, subfamily A, member 8. NCBI's taxonomy places the organism in Eukaryota, Metazoa, Chordata, Mammalia, Carnivora, Odobenidae. The record is from RefSeq and is a predicted model, not a curated record. Gene Ontology annotation, biological process: cell surface receptor signaling pathway. Gene Ontology annotation, cellular component: plasma membrane.
AUGGAUCCGAUGGCUUCAGCAGGACCCAUGGACAAUUCCGUGUUUGUGCGGGCACCCCACAACAGCUAUCCUGCGACCCAAGAAGGCAUGUGUCAGGUGGCCCUGUAUCCCCCCCAAGUACACCUACUUCCUGUGAACCCACCGGGUUUGAAACCAUCUGUGAGUGAGCAACCUGUCCGGAGAGCUUUGAAGGAGGGCAAAGCCUUAGGGGCCAUCCAGAUCCUGAUUGGCCUGAUACACAUAGGCCUCGGUUCCAUCAUGGCCGCUGUACUCUCUGGACACUAUGCAGCUAUCUCGCUCUAUGGAGGCUUUCCCUUCUGGGGAGGCAUCUGGUUCAUUGUUUCAGGAUCCCUCUCAGUGUCAGCAGAAAAUCAGCCGAAAUCUUCUUGCCUGCUGAAUGGCAGCUUGGGCUUGAACAUCGUCAGUGCAAUCUGUUCUGUGGUUGGAAUCAUACUCUUCAUCAUGGAUAUGAGUCUCGCCCCCACCUAUGCCUACUCUCUCUCUUAUGCCCACUAUGCUACCUGGGGUGUGACCCCUGGCAUGGCUAUUUCUGGUGUGCUGCUCAUCUUCUGCCUCCUGGAGUUCUGCGUAGCAUGUGCAUCUUCCCACUUUGGCUGCCAACUGGUCUGCUGUCAGCACAACUACGUGGGUGUGGUCCUCCCGAAUAUCUGUGUGGCAAAUCCAGGGGUCAUCCCAGAACCAGUGAACUUGCCACCAACUUAUUUCAACAAGGUCCAGGGCUCCAGAUAA